Penicillium expansum is the source of this 891-nucleotide messenger RNA. RefSeq names its product SDR family NAD(P)-dependent oxidoreductase. The record is from RefSeq and is a predicted model, not a curated record. Bases 1 to 891 code for a protein of 296 amino acids. Lineage: Eukaryota; Fungi; Ascomycota; Eurotiomycetes; Eurotiales; Aspergillaceae. Gene Ontology annotation, molecular function: oxidoreductase activity. The transcript is spliced from 2 exons.
AUGGAUUCAAAGCACAACAACCAAAGCUUCAGGCUGGAGAACCUGUUCAACGUGAAGGGCAAAGUGGCCCUGGUUACUGGUGGAGGAUCCGGCAUCGGUUUAAUGGCAACACAGGCGCUGGCUGUCAAUGGAGCCAAAGUCUAUAUUGCAGGUCGGACAGACGAAAAGCUCGAUCGGGUAGCAGAGCUCUACAAUAAAGACAUCCUAGGAGAGAUCAUCCCGCUCUCUGCAGAUGUCACCAAAAAAGCCGACAUUCACAAUCUCACCGAGGAGAUAAAAAACCGCGAAGGCUACCUCUCAAUCCUAAUCAACAACGCGGGAAUUUCCAGCCACGCUGAGACAACCGAACACGAAGACGCGUCCAAGCUGCGCAAGUCGCUCUUCGACGACGAAGCUGCCGACUUUGACGAAUGGGACCGCGUCUUCCGCACAAAUGUCUCCCAGAUAUUCUUCAUGACUACCGCAUUUUUACCCCUUCUACAGAAGGGCUCGGAACAAGAGCGCGGGUGGUCGAGUACUGUUGUCAACAUUACUUCGAUCUCGGGGAUUGUAAAGGUCUCGCAGCACCAUUUCGCGUACAAUGCUUCGAAGGCUGCAGCUAUUCAUUUGACAAAAAUGCUAGCUCAUGAAAUUAGCUCGUCGAACUUGACUAUCCGAGUUAAUAAUAUCGCGCCAGGGGUUUACCCUAGCGAGAUGACAGCGGGAGAGAGUGAUGAAAAACAGAAAAGCUUUAUUCCCAAGGAGAAGUAUGAAAAGAAGGUUCCUGCGGCCAGGCCUGGGAAGGAUGAAGAUAUGGCCAGUGCUGUUCUUUUUGCAACUACGAAUCAGUAUUUGAAUGGGCAGACUGUUGUUGUUGAUGGGGGGUACGUUCUUGCCGCUGGGUCUUUGUAA